This is a messenger RNA of Nakaseomyces glabratus, 891 nucleotides long. RefSeq lists its product as uncharacterized. Gene Ontology annotation, cellular component: cytoplasm; mitochondrion. Lineage: Eukaryota; Fungi; Ascomycota; Saccharomycetes; Saccharomycetales; Saccharomycetaceae. The record is from RefSeq and is a predicted model, not a curated record.
AUGAGAAUGGGUGCACUACAUAGAAGACAAUUGAAUAAGGCCUUGGAAGUUAUCCGUGCUGCUUUCCCGGAAAAGUACGCUGACAAAAGUUUUGACAACACUGGGCUACUAAUUGACUGUAGUAGCAAUGAGGAAUCUCAUGCCAAUAAUGCUGUGAAGAUGUUGUUGACCGUUGAUUUGACAUCGAGGGUCGCAGAUGAAGCUGUCAAACAAGGUUGUAACUUAAUACUGGCAUACCACCCUUUCAUCUUCCCAAGCUGGAAUAGAUUGAACCCACAAACCAAUGUUCAACACGCAAGUGCUAUUAAACUAAUCCAGAACAACAUUUCUGUCUACUCACCACACACUGCUGUGGAUGCAGUUGAUGGUGGUGUUAAUGAUUGGCUAGUUGAGAGUUUAGUUCCAAAAACUGUCAACAUUACAACGAAGGAAUGUAUUGAGUCUACUGCAAACACAGCUCCACAUGACCCUAUCACUGGUUAUGGUCGUUAUUUCAAGUUGGACAAAGCAGUUACUUUACAAGAAGUUGUGGAUGUCCUGAAAAAGAACACAGGUCUAUCCCAUGUACAAAUAGCUUCUCUACCAUAUGAAAUUUCUGGUAACCUGCAUCAUGAAGUACAAACUGUUGCUGUUUGUGCUGGUAGUGGCUCGGGAGUAUUCCGUAACUUGAAAGAGACCCCCGAUCUUUACGUCACCGGAGAGUUAUCACACCACGAAGUAUUGAAGUACAAAGAAAUGGGUAAAGCGGUCAUCCUUUGUAACCACUCAAAUACAGAACGUGGCUACGUGAAGACCUCGAUGCUUCAACUGCUGAAAAGACACGACACAGCUGGCUUGUUGCAGGAUGUCCAAGUUAGUGAAACAGACAGAGAUCCUUUAAAUAUUGUUUGA